GCCGGUGGAAGUGGCGUGGGCACCGACCUCCAGCAGCUAUCUAGCCCUACCAGCCUCUACGUGGAUGAUAGUGAGCAGGUGAGCGGAGUGCCAAUCAGGAACAUCUACGUGGUUGAUACCGACAACCACCGGGUUGCCAAAGUUCGUGAGAGCGAUGGGAGUGUCUCCCUCGCAGCAGGAGGGUGCCUUGAGAGCCCGAGCUACAUCAGCCCCUGCAUCGAGGGCGGAAUUCAUGACCCGCCACGACCUCAUCCAGACGACGAGGAGGCACUGAAUCCAUCCUUUGACAACCCGCCCAUCUACCACUUCUGGGGCCCCUCAGGCUUGCACGUGAACUCGGGCAUCAACAAGAACAUCACGGUCGCGGACACCUUGAACCACAGGGUCCUGGUCUGGUACUCUUGA
This is a messenger RNA of Symbiodinium pilosum, 405 nucleotides long. Lineage: Eukaryota; Dinophyceae; Suessiales; Symbiodiniaceae. The record is from the annotation of a GenBank genome assembly.